UUAGUAAUAUCUUAUAGUGUGUAUGUUGGCCAACUAUAUAAAAUAACUGCUUGUUUAUGACAGUUUAAUAAUGUGGACUACAAUAGUUUUUUUUUAAGAUUUAAAUCAAUUGCCGAGUACAUGUUAAUAUGUUAUAGAUAAAAGAUUAACAGGUUGACUGCAGUACCUUUAUUGUUUUUUAUGUUGUACAUCAAUAGUAUUAUCUAUUAUCUAUAUCAUUAUAAAUAAUUCAUUACACUGCAUAGUAAUUUGUAAUGAGUAGUUAUAUCAUGAUAGAAUAUUAUUCUAUAUAGGGUAAUUCGGGUUCUACCUGUACACUAGUAACCAUUGUUCUGUGGUACCACACAUUAAUAUAUAACUGAAUUAUGCAGUUUUAUGCUUUUAUAUCAUUUACUUUUACUUUCUAGUUUUUAUGAAUUUAUAAUUGUGAUUUAACUGUCAUUUGAAAAUCCAAAUCAGAUUUCUAAUUCAUAAUCAAACACAUUUUACACAAACAAUUUUGAACAUUGAUUUUUUUAUUUUUAAGUUCAAAUAAUAUUGUAUUAUAAACCUAAUUAUAUAUUAUAAUGGAUGAUUUAUGUUCCAAAGUUGAUAUAGUUUUAAAUGAGUGUUCUAGAUAUUUAUAUAAUAUUGAGGAAAAAGAAUUGCAUGAAUCAUCUUUUAAACUAAUAUUCAAAGAUUUUAUAAAUGGACCACUCCUUUAUUUUGUAAAAUCUGUUCAAGUUUUUUUAAAAACAUUUAAAAAUAAAAAUGUUUACAUGCUUUAUGUAUGUUUAAGUCAAAUUCGAAAAUGUCUUCUUCUGUAUGAAAUAACAAUAUCAGAUCAAACCACUAUUCUGAAUUUUGAAAAGGUUUUAAGCAAGUACUUAAUUAAGCGAAUUCAAAAAUGUUUUUAUAAGUUGGAGGACUGUUUAGAAAUGAUAGAUAUACCUGAUUUAGAUGAACAUCCAGGAAAAUUUAUUGAUCAAAUGAAUGUGGUUUUAAAUUCAUUAAAUAAUAGAGAUAAUUUUGAACUUAUUAAACCAAUUAUCAAUAAAAUUUUAUUUCAAGCAAUAACUAUUGCUAAAGUUGCAGAUAAAAUAGAUAACUUAGAAAUAACAUCUUCAUCUAAACAUGUUUUAAAAGCGAUUCAGCAAAUUGAAAACAUAAAUAUUAAUGAUACUGAUAGUUUUUUCCAAUUUGAUUAUUUAUCUUCUUCAUUAUCUAUUCUUGAAAGACGGAUUAAUACAACAGUUUUACAUCUUAUUUCUGAGAUUUUUAAUGAUCCAUUUGAUAUAGUUAAAAAACUGGUUAGAAAGUGCGGUGAUUCUGUUGACAUACAACUAAGAAAUUCAUCAGAUUUAUCAAUUAUAAUUUGUGAUUUGGAUAAAUAUACUGACGUAUUAAUUCAGGUUGGAUUAUUUUCUGUGGCCUGUUGUAAAAAUGAUGAAUAUGUUAUUCCUUUAAAAUCUUGUAUAUCAAGCUUGGAACUUUUGGACAGUGAUAUGGUACCAGCCAUUAUUGAAUUUUAUUUAGAUCCAACUUCAAUAGUAAAGAAGACAUUUUUAAAACUGCUUAUAAACCAUUGGGUUUCUGAAAUUUGUGAAAUACAAAAUCUUUUGGACAAAAUUGUUGACCCUUUUGCAUUUACUCAAACAACAGUAGAAACUUCUAUGAGUAUUAUUGAUACUAUCUCUAAAAGUGAUGAAAAUACCAACAUGGAUUUAUUUAUAAAGUUUUCAAAUGGAAUGAAUAAUUUUUCAAAGUUCAUGGAAAAAAUAUUUGCUACAGCCCUAUUUGAAAAUAAAGAACUUUCUUCAACUUUUGAACAGUUUAAAAAUGCUUUGAGAGAGUAUAAUGCAUGUUUAGUCUAUAAUCAAAGAACAAAUGACAGUUAUAAUGAUGAAUUAAUUAAAAAUAAAUUACUUAAAAGAUGUGUAAUUGUAAUAAAAUAUUUGAAGAAUAAUCAAAUUUUAAUUUCUAAUAUAUUAGAUGAUAAAAAUUUGUCUGAAUUAGAAAACACAAAUUAUAUUUUAUCUAAAACAAAACAAUCCUCACUGAGUUUAAUGCAAACUGAUAACCUUGAUAAUAAUGAAGAUUUGAAUUUGUUACUUACAACUAUUCAAGUUCAAAAAUCAUUUUACAACAAGUUAGAACGUAAAACUUCAAAAAAAAUGUCUCAUGAAGAUUAUAAUUGUUUAAUAUCCACUAAUGAAACAAUUUAUGAUAAUGUUGUUACAAUGGAUCUUACAAAAAUUUUAGAUAAUUAUAUUCUUGAGUCAUUCAAUAUAAAUAAGGAUAAUAAAACUACAGUAAACAUAUGGGAAGAAAUAGGUAUUGACACUCCAACAAGGAUACAAGAUAUAGAAGAUGUUAAUAAUAAGAUUUUAAGUGCUAAGAAAUGUUAAAAUAUUUAUUUAUUUUUAUAUCAAAUUGUUACAAAUAUGAUUUAAAUGAACAUCCUAAUUAAUCGUCUAGUU
Rhopalosiphum maidis (corn leaf aphid) is the source of this 2459-nucleotide messenger RNA. Its product is annotated as serendipity locus protein alpha. Gene Ontology annotation, cellular component: membrane; adherens junction; cytoplasm. The record is from RefSeq and is a predicted model, not a curated record. Gene Ontology annotation, molecular function: actin filament binding; beta-catenin binding. Bases 567 to 2387 code for a protein of 606 amino acids. Lineage: Eukaryota; Metazoa; Arthropoda; Insecta; Hemiptera; Aphididae. The transcript has 10 exons. Gene Ontology annotation, biological process: cell migration; cellularization; cell-cell adhesion.